AUGAAGUUUGAUGAUAUUUUGUCUGAAAUUGGAGAUUUUGGAACAUACCAGAAAAGGAAUUUUGUGUUGUUGACUGUAGCCUGGAUUUUAACACCGCCUAUUAUGGCUUUCUCUGUGUUUAUUCUGGGAAUCCCGGACCACAGAUGCAUUAUUCCAGGAUUUGAAAAUGAUACGUAUGAUGUACAAGGAACCUUUCAUCAAAGAACGAUUCGUAUGUACAUUCCUUUAUCUAACGAGGACGAUAAAAAGUACGACCAGUGCCAUGUUUACCAGGUUGACCAAUCAAAUACUGCGUUUGAUGACAAUAGCAGCCAACCAAUCAAUGCCAGUUUAAUAAAAUGUUCGUCGUGGGUCUACAGUAACGAUGUCUUCGAUUACACGUUUGUAGUAAAAGAAAACUUGGUAUGCGACAACAAAUAUAAAGUGUCAGUUUCAAAGACAGUCUUGUUUGCAGGGACUCUUCUUGGGUCAUUCACGUUUGGAUUAUUGUCGGAUUUUAUUGGUAGACGGAAGACGUUGUUGCUUGCUGUUUUGACCCUGUUUGGCUCCUGCAUGUCUUUAGCAUGGUCUGUAAAUUACACAAUGUUUAUAAUUCUUAGAUUCUUUACUGGCGUUGGCGUCGUUGGAACAUAUAUUACAACUUUUGUUUUAGGUAUGGAGUGGACUGGCCCUUCAAAGAGGACAUUUGUUGGCAUUAUCAUAGCAACAUUUACACCAAUAGGAGUUCUUCUUUACAUUCUCGAGUCAUAUUAUAUUAGAACGUGGAACUGGAUUAUAGUUGCUACUGCCAUACCUACCGGUCUUUAUUUGAUUCUAUGGUGGUUUAUUCCCGAGUCUCCAAGAUGGCUGUGCAGUAAAGGGAGGAUGGCAGAGGCAAAGGUUUUACUUCAACAUGCUGCAGCGGUAAAUAAAACAACAUUUCCAGACAAAAUGCUAGACGAAUUGACACCUGACACUAAAGAAUCAGGAAGAGUCUGGCUUUUAUUUUCAGACAAGACUCUAGCUUGCAGGACAAUAGUGAUAUUCUUUAACUGGAUGGUAGUUUCUAUGGUUUUCUACGGAUUGUCACUAAACACUGGAAUCUUGUACGGAGAUUAUUAUAUCAAUUUUAUGCUGAGUGUACUUGUAGAAUUUCCAGGACAAUUACUACCACUUGUGAUGCUAGGCAGAAUUGGUCGUAAAAAGAGUCAUUUCAUUUACAUGGGUGUUGGUGGAUUGGCUUGCCUCAGUACUAUAUUUACAGCAAAUUAUGCAGGAAAAGACUUUCAGCCAUUAACUACGACAUUGGCCUUGCUUGGAAAAUUAUUUUCGACUGCCGGAUUUGCUACUGUUUACAUUAUCUCAGCAGAAGUUUUCCCUACAGUCAUUCGCAAUGCUGGCAUGGGGUCAAGUUCCGUUUGGGCACGUGUUGGUGGAAUGAUUUCCCCAUACAUUGCAGAUACUGCAGAUUUAAUUGGUGGCACGACAGGCAAGGCUGUUCCGUUAGUAAUUUUCGGAGGGGCAUGUAUACUGGCUGCACUUUUAACACUUAUACUACCGGAAACUUUGAAUAGACAACUUCCAGAGACAAUCGAAGAUGGAAAAAACUUCUCAAGGUUACUAUGA
Molecule: messenger RNA, 1605 nt
Organism: Mytilus californianus (California mussel)
Lineage: Eukaryota; Metazoa; Mollusca; Bivalvia; Mytilida; Mytilidae
Product: organic cation transporter protein-like
Exons: 9
Coding region: 1-1605 (534 amino acids)
Biological process (GO): transmembrane transport
Cellular component (GO): membrane
Molecular function (GO): transmembrane transporter activity
Source: RefSeq, a predicted model, not a curated record